This is a messenger RNA of Dictyostelium purpureum, 1506 nucleotides long. RefSeq lists its product as uncharacterized. The transcript is spliced from 3 exons. The coding region runs from base 1 to 1506 and encodes 501 amino acids. Lineage: Eukaryota; Evosea; Eumycetozoa; Dictyosteliales; Dictyosteliaceae. The record is from RefSeq and is a predicted model, not a curated record.
AUGUAUAAUUUAUUAGAGACAAUUAAUGAUACGGAUAAUAUUAAUUUAAAUUUUGUAAAUUGUAAUGGAACAAGCAGUGAUUGUAGUGGUCAUGGGACAUGUACAAAUGGAUUGUGCAAAUGUAUCGGUUUAUAUACGGGCGGUGAAUGCGAAACCCAUUACGAAGUUUCUUUGGGCGGUUCCUAUAAAGCAUUUAGAUUUAUAUUUUUAGCAAUUUUUGUAGUUUUAGCGGGAAUCACCAUUUUUCAAGCAUAUAAAUCAUUUUUUUUCUGGAAAUCUGGAAAAUUAGUAUAUAGAUUGAAAUUUAUGAAUCAUAUUGUGGUUUUAAUAUUUGAAUUAUUAAGAAUUAUUUAUUUUAUUACCGAUCCAUGGGGAUACCGUAAUUAUGUUUCAAGAGCAACUAGCGAAAUUUUAUAUAAUUUUCCAAUAUAUUUUGUAUUUACUGCAUAUAUUAUAUUGUUAAUUUAUUGGUGUUAUACAUAUAGUGUAAUAUCAUAUAAAUUAAAACCAAAGGGAAUCGACGGUCCCAUUCAAAAAAGAACCUUAUUAAAGGCUAUUCCAAUCUUUAUAUUUAUAAAUAUAAUUUGGUUUAUCUUUGAAAUCAUUCGUAUCAUACUCGGUGCAAUUGGUAAAGAUAAAGGAAGUGUUUAUAAUAAUGCCUACAAUGCUUGGGUUGGUGUAGCAUGUUUUUCAACCCUUAUUUGUUUUUCAAUCUAUGGUUCAUUAUUAAUUAAAAAAAUAAGAUUGCUACCAACUUCAGAAAAAGAAAAAUCAGCUACUGUUAAAAGACUUACCAUUAUUACAAUUUGUGUAUCUGUUAGUUUAUUCAUUUCCAUCUUGCCCCCAAUUUUAUUCUUUUUUUUAGGUUUUUACAAUUCACCUCGUGGUAUGUUAACUAAUGUUUCAGUUGUGCACGGUAUUGAAGCAAUAUUAACAAUUGAAUUAUUAUACAUUAUGAAGCCUAAAGAAGUAUUCAAUGGUAAUAAUUCAGAUAGUGAAAAAAGUAAAAAGAAAUCAAACAUCACUAAAACAAGAUCAGAAUCAGUUUCAUAUUAUAAACAACACAACUCCUCACCCAAUGCCUCCCCCAGAAACUCACCAAGAGAUUCAAGAUUCUCUAAGGAAAUUAAAGAACCAAAUUUCUCCUCCAGCUUCACUCCAUCUACCCCACCAACCAAUAAUUUAGACAAUAGUUUUCACAACCAACACAACAAUAACGAUAAUUUAAAUAGUAGUAAUGAUGAGAUCAUUAAUCACCAUGACCACUCAAGUAAUAGUAGUAAUAAUGAUAAUAGCAGUAAUGAAAAUAGUAAUGUAACCACUGAAAAUGAAACCGAACCAAUGGUUUUUAUCAAUACCAGAAACAACAACAACAACAACACCACUAGUGAUGAUGAUAAUAACGAAAAUAAUAAUAACAACAUUGAAAUAGAAAUGAAUGAAAAUAUACAACAAAACGGAGCUAGCGAAACUGUCGAAUCUGAUUCAGUUGACCAAAAUGUCUAA